Messenger RNA from Trichogramma pretiosum, 648 nucleotides. Its product is annotated as zinc finger protein 322-like. Gene Ontology annotation, molecular function: DNA-binding transcription factor activity; RNA polymerase II cis-regulatory region sequence-specific DNA binding. The coding region runs from base 1 to 648 and encodes 215 amino acids. Gene Ontology annotation, biological process: regulation of transcription by RNA polymerase II. The transcript is spliced from 3 exons. The record is from RefSeq and is a predicted model, not a curated record. NCBI's taxonomy places the organism in Eukaryota, Metazoa, Arthropoda, Insecta, Hymenoptera, Trichogrammatidae.
AUGAAUAAAAAUGAGAAGAAAUCCGAAGAAGUUGUCUUGGAAAAUAAUUUAAGUGAACUCGACAUUGUUGUUUCGGACGACAAACAAAAUGUAGAUGAUAUUUUUUUGCACCAAAGAACAGUACAUGAAGGUCGCAAAGAUUACGGAUGUGACAAAUGUGAUAAGAAAUUUGGACGUAAAUGGCUUUUGCUUUCCCACCAGAAAACAGUACACGAGGGUCAAAAAGAUUACUUGUGCGAAAUAUGCAAGAAGAAAUUUGGUUAUAAACAGUAUUUGUUCUCCCACCAAAAAGCAGUCCACGAAGGUUGCAAAGAUUACGAAUGCAACAAUUGCGAGAUGAAAUUUGGACAAAGGUCAGCUCUGUUAAGACACCAAAGAACAGUACACGAAGGACGUAAAAAUUAUGCAUGCGACAUUUGUGAAAAGAAAUUCGGGGAAACAAGUAAUUUGAAACAACACCAAAAAGCAGUCCAUGAAAGUCGCAAAGAUUACGCAUGCAAUAAGUGUGAAAAGAAAUUUGGGAAUCGAAGCAAUUUUAACAAACACCAAAAGGCAGUACAUGAAGGUCGAAAAGAUUUCGCAUGCGACAAGUGCGAAAAAAAAUUUGGACGAAAGUCGCAUUUGCUACAAUACAUGAAGGUCGCAUAG